AGGGCCCCUGGAACUCCUUGAAGCCCCACAACCAAACAUACCAGAGCUGCUGCAAGCCUGCAACAGCACAUCUCCUUGCUUCCUCUUCACUUCUCAUCAAACUUCAGCGUCAGCGAGCCAUGAGCAACGGCGGCAGGGGCGGCGGCGCGAGGGGCGCGAGGCCGGAGCUGCAGCUGCACCUGUCGCCGCCGGCGGCGGCGGCCGGGAGGAUGGAGGUGGAUGGGGGCGACGGCAGCGACUCGUCGUCCUCGUCCCCGAGCUCGUGCGUGUCGUCGGACGGCAGCCCGGGGGGCAAGUCGCCGAUGGUGAUCGGCGCCUGCACGCGGUGCCUGAUGUACUGCAUGGUGGCUAAGAAGGACUUCCCCACCUGCAUCAACUGCAAGCAGCCCUCCCUGGUGGACCUCCUCCACGGCGCCGGCGCCGGCGGCAGCGGCGGCGACAAGAGGCGCGGCAAGGGCAAGUGAAGGGAGGCCGGCCGGCGUGCGCGGCGUGCCCCGCCCCGUCCAGUGGAUGCUCAUACGGAUGGUUAGCUCAGGAGGUUGCUCGGGCACGAAUCUUGAGGCGCGGUGGGGGAGUGACCGCCGUUGGAUCAUCCACUGGACGGACAGGGCCCUUCCUGGUUAUGUCGUAGCCUUGUAGGCUGGUAGAGUAGUUGCUGAUCUAGUUGCUACUAUGUUUAUGACGCUGUUGUGUUGCUUACGCUAGUAGUAUGGUUUUAGUCGUCGUAAUAAUAACAAUGCUAGCUGCUAUUCGAGUUAAGA
Molecule: messenger RNA, 761 nt
Organism: Panicum virgatum (switchgrass)
Lineage: Eukaryota; Viridiplantae; Streptophyta; Magnoliopsida; Poales; Poaceae
Product: protein GL2-INTERACTING REPRESSOR 1-like
Exons: 2
Coding region: 120-464 (114 amino acids)
Source: RefSeq, a predicted model, not a curated record